AUGUCUAGCCACAUCGACAAGGCUCCGGAGGCUGAGGAGAAGCCUGAAGAAGAGGAAAAGGAAGAAGAAAAGUCAGAGGCAAGGGAGGAGGAGGAAACUGAUGACGAUGAUGAUCGAGAACCGAUGUACGACAACACGGAUUAUGACCAUGUACGCUUUGAUCCAAUAUGGUAUAGGGGUCAGGGCUACGCGGGAGACGAGAUGCCCGUCGAGAUAGCGGAGGAGCUUGGGGAGAAUCAAAAAUACGCACGGUAUCUCCAGAUGGUCGGAUCAUCCCGGACGAUCUUCCACAUGUGCGGUCGGCCUGAUGUGGUCCGGAUGAUCGACGACCCAGCCUAUGUCAUUGACGAUGAGAUUGUGGGUAUCCCAAUCGGGUGUAUGCCUGUCUCGUUUCUGCUGUCCCGCUACCAGGAGGAUGGCAUCUUUCCCUGGGACCAUAUACCCGGGCUGCCAAGCGGAGCAGUGAGAAAAUGCGUGAUCCCUGCCUCGGUUACAGGCACUGUGGCAACGCAAGCGCUUGGGACACUAUAUCCCUUCUCGCGAACAGUGGCCAAUGGUGAGGCCAUCAAAGUUGUACGAGUCCCGCAUAAUCAAAAAUUUGACAAAUUUGAGAACGAUGUAAUGGCUCAAUUCACGGAUGGUCUUCUGCAGCGGAAGGAUACGUUAUUCCGAGGGCUGUCCCUGUUCGCUCUCGAGAGAUCCUUGGCCUUCUUCCUCCCUGUUAUAAGCUCGACCAAUGCUGACAAUGAUUUUGGGCCGGGGAUCUACACCACAGGAAGUCUGUGGACAGCCAAGAAAUAUGCAGGUAUAGAAGGUGCCAUCAUGGUCUUUAGUACACCCGACGAGCGACGCCUAGUAUGUUGGGAACCCACCGGUGAUGAUUGGAGACGAUUGACCGCCAAGUGGAUCGGCCUACCAUCAUCCCGUGCAGAUGUCCCUCCGGAGUAUCAGAGCGUGGAUGUCAUUAGAGGAGCCAUGUCGGCGGAUGGCCCCAGGGCACAGAGGCAGAACCGGCCUGCGAACCCAGAGGACACCAAGCAGACAGCUUUUGUCUCGUACCGCGGGUGUGAGAGCUUGAGACGCGAACUCAAAGCUAUCAUCUUCGUCGAUUCCUCUAGAUGA
Aspergillus nomiae NRRL 13137 is the source of this 1122-nucleotide messenger RNA. RefSeq lists its product as uncharacterized. Bases 1 to 1122 code for a protein of 373 amino acids. Lineage: Eukaryota; Fungi; Ascomycota; Eurotiomycetes; Eurotiales; Aspergillaceae. The record is from RefSeq and is a predicted model, not a curated record. The transcript is spliced from 2 exons.